Aspergillus vadensis CBS 113365 is the source of this 414-nucleotide messenger RNA. RefSeq lists its product as uncharacterized. The transcript has 4 exons. Lineage: Eukaryota; Fungi; Ascomycota; Eurotiomycetes; Eurotiales; Aspergillaceae. The coding region runs from base 1 to 414 and encodes 137 amino acids. The record is from RefSeq and is a predicted model, not a curated record.
AUGAGGGUCCCGAAAAGAGGACCAAAAAGAAAAAUUGCAAAAGAGGAAAAGUGCAGUGAAGAAGCAGAAGCCCAGAAGGCAAAGCCAUCCAGAAACACCCGAUCUGGAUGCAAGUCCCGCCGGGCCCCUGGGCUGGUAAUUUUGCGUUACGGGGGAUCUCCCGCGAAAAAUUUGGGCUGCCGCGUUGAUACGGGACGGCGUCCCGACUUACGAGAAGAUUACGACCCGACAGCAUUACACUCUGCAAUAUUCUCAAUCUCAUCUCACACUGUCCUGUCAUUUUGGCCUACAGAAGAGAUCGGGUGGAUGGAUAACCUCGGCGGCGCUUACUGGAACCAUCUCAGCGCAGUUUGCCUUUUGCAUGGUUUCAUCACUGGCUUGAUCGACGCAUCUGGCAAGGUAGUAGGAAGUUAA